AUGGACGCGUCUUUGCCGUCAACCGUACCUCGUCUGCGCAUCUCUAGGUUCUCCCCUCGGUCUCAGUACGAUACCCUAACUCCGGUUGCUGGCCCGUCUCACAAUUCGGACUUUCUGCAUGCCGACGAUGACGACGAAGAUGCGGAGUCUACGCCGCGCAUACGAUCACCACGCCCGGGAGCCACACCGGGGCUUCCUGUGGACACACCCGCCGAGCGUCUUCGCAACCUCCUAGCCCGCGUCCCGAACACGCCAGACAGCGCGACUCCUCAUGCUAGGCCGCCUAUGUUGCCCGCUAACUCAGAGCCUGAUUCUGACUUCGAGCCCCCAUACUCUACUGCUGCUACGCCGAGUAUCGCGAGGGAGAGCUUGAAGGAACUGUUCACGCGGGCUUUGCGCGAGCCGGGGAACACGCCACGGAAGGGCAAGCAGAGGCGCAAUAGCAUCGACGCGAGCGAAGUGGAGUCAAGCCCACGAGUGGAGGAGGAGCGCGCGAAAUAUCGUUGGAAGAGGCGCAGUCUGAGCGAUGAGGAAGCUGAGAAGUCUAAGAUGAUGCGGGACAUGUCAAUGCCACCCUCGAACUCGAGCAUGGAUAUCGCAAUGCCCCCAGCCAUACCCGGUGAUAUUUCAGGGACGCCAACCUUUGCAACGAGUACUCCUAUGCGCACGUUCCAAAUGUCUGCACAUCUACAUAUGCAAUCCAACCUUCUUGAACAGGACUCGGAGAUGCAGAAGGCGCUUCAAGGACUGGAUAUUAAUGAGCGCCAGGACGAGGGCGCACGAUCCGUCGCAUCGCCACUCCUGGGGAUCCCCUAG
Messenger RNA from Trametes versicolor FP-101664 SS1, 816 nucleotides. RefSeq lists its product as uncharacterized. The record is from RefSeq and is a predicted model, not a curated record. The transcript is spliced from 6 exons. The coding region runs from base 1 to 816 and encodes 271 amino acids. Lineage: Eukaryota; Fungi; Basidiomycota; Agaricomycetes; Polyporales; Polyporaceae.